AUGCUCAUCAAAUCUACACCACCAAUCCAUCCAAACAAGGCCACAUCACACCAGCCUACAAUGGAGUGCCCCAAGACCUUCUCAUCUUCAUUCUUUAACACCGUCCUCACACCCACUACCUCCUCUCCCCGUCUCCCUCAAACUUUCCCAGAACCAGACUACCUCAAUCCGACAUACAACCUCACCCAAAACAUCCCACCAAUACACCCCUUCACAGCACCGAAAACACUACCUCCAAUCCACACCUCAGACAAGCACACUAUCACAGACCGCAUCAAGUUCGCUUCCUCCCUCCUCUCCCACCCACACUACAACCCACCUCUACAAACCCGCCUUCGCCUGCAGGAGUACAAAACACUUUGCAACAAUCUCCUCUCCCUCACCCAACCAACCACACAAACCGGCCUGCAGGCAUACAAAGCAUGGCUCCAGAAGCGUACAGCAUCAAUGCAACCCGGCUUCCAAAUCAAAGCCCUCCACCCCAAAAUCCACCAAAUCGAAACCGACCUGAAAACCAAAUUCCUCAUCACAGAACCCCUAAGCACCACCCCAGCAACCACCGUCCUAGACCUCAACCUCAGCUUCUCCAAAACGGACCUCCAAGCCUUCUCCAACGAAACCCUAACCCUCCACCUCCAAGUCCUCCUCCACCGCUACAAGAACUUCAUCCCCCCAAGCACCAAGAAGGAAAUGGAUUUCUUCAACCCGAUCAGAGUCCUACACUAUGCUCCCUCUUUGUAUCACACCCACUCACACCCCACCACAAACCAACCAACCUGGAACAGACCCUUCUGGACAACCAUCAACAAAUACCUCACCAAAGAACUCCCCACCUUCAACCAACUCCUCACAACCACAACCCCAACAUCCACCCUCCUAAACUCAGUCCCAGUAUCCCUCCUCUUCACCCGCACCUGUCACGACCAUAACCUGGACAUCGUGGAAAUGAACCACGUGCUAGCCCACAUCCUCUCUCCGGAUAGUAUCCCCCUCCCGGAAAUGGAUAUCGGGGCUUUCAUACGUGACAGGGAUCCCCUGGGACUAGCGAAAAGGUUGAAGAGGGAUUUAUCGGUUGUGCCGGGCUGUGGAGUGGAGAGUCCUCUGGGACGUGACUUGGAGGUUGUUUUUGAUGUUGUGGGUGGGCUGCAGGAGGGGUUCUUUGAGUUGGGGAGGUCGAGGCUUUUGAGCGUUCCUAGGAAUUGGGACGGGGCUUGUGUUGGAGGGUUGGACUAUGGGUCUCUUGAGAGGGAGGAUGACGAGGUGGUAGAUAGAGAAAAGGGCGGAGAAGAGGAGGUUGAGGAAAAAAGAAGUACUGAUGAAGAUGAUAGUGAAGAGACUGAGGAAAGUGAGGAAAGUGAAGAGAGUGAAGAGGAUGAUGAUAAUGAUUCCGACAGCGAUACUCUCUCUAACAGAGAUGAUGCAGAAGUCAACAACGGCGCGAGGUGGUCAGCGCUUCUGAGGAAAGACAUAGCGUGA
Molecule: messenger RNA, 1476 nt
Organism: Aspergillus oryzae RIB40
Lineage: Eukaryota; Fungi; Ascomycota; Eurotiomycetes; Eurotiales; Aspergillaceae
Exons: 1
Coding region: 1-1476 (491 amino acids)
Source: RefSeq, a predicted model, not a curated record